AUGAAGUUCGCUACUGCUCUCGUCGGCCUCGUCGCCUCUGCUACCUAUGCUGCCGCCGCCUCGGUCACCUUUGUCACUCUUGACGACAAGGAGCGCACCAUCAUCUUCACCCCUGACCCUGGUUACGAAGGCCCCGAAUCUGUUACUGUCAGCUCGGCCAAGGAGGUUACUGUUGACUUCCCUGACAAGUACAUUGGUAACUUCUAUGCUGUCCAGAAGGGCAAGGCUGAUCAACCCGGCAUGCUUGGUGAGGUCACCUUCGGUGGCUGGAACGGCAAGACUUAUUUCGAUGUCUCUGCCAUCGUGGACCCCAACGACAAGGACAACGUCAAGCAGAUGUGGCCCAAGUCUGCUGCCACCCCCAUGUCUGGCUGCGAGACCUUCCCUUGUGACAACUGCUACUGGCUCCCUGAUGAUGUCCAGACCAAGGUCACUGACGAGGUUGACCUCAUCACCACCCUUGGAGACGGCGCCAGCCCCUACCAGGCCCAGUCUAACUAA
Fusarium tjaetaba is the source of this 501-nucleotide messenger RNA. RefSeq names its product dnase1. The transcript has a single exon. Lineage: Eukaryota; Fungi; Ascomycota; Sordariomycetes; Hypocreales; Nectriaceae. The record is from RefSeq and is a predicted model, not a curated record. The coding region runs from base 1 to 501 and encodes 166 amino acids.